Messenger RNA from Labrus bergylta (ballan wrasse), 2011 nucleotides. The record is from RefSeq and is a predicted model, not a curated record. Lineage: Eukaryota; Metazoa; Chordata; Actinopteri; Labriformes; Labridae.
GGAUGUUCAGAGUUCUCUCACUCUUGGUUGUAUCAGUCCGGCAUUGCUAUUGGAUUUUUGCCACUUUUUGGGGAAAUUUCCAACUCCAAAAUGUAAACUGGGAUUAAAGUUUGUUGUGAGCUGAAAGCAGCUGCGGUCGUCCGUGAGUCCUCCUUCCCUCUCUGUGUGCACACAGCGGGACAGUGCGCUCGGCUGAGCAGCCCUGAAACAAGCAUAGCGUGGAGGAGAGCUCAACAAACUGCGAACAAAGGGACCUGGGAUUUAUUUGUCAACUUUGAAGGGUCUGUACAAACUUUUUUUUUGUUUUGUUUGGUAUACAAAGUAUAGGAGCUGGUUUUGUUGCAGCAGGCGCAGAGUUAAAAGUGACUUUUCUCAACACGUUUCUCAGUGAUGCACACUUAAUUCCGGCUUUUAUGCAAAUGUUAAGAUAGCGCGCUGAAGUCUGUACCGUUACAUUAAAUACAGAGCCUUUGUGAGGUUCGUGGGAAAUGUAGUUUGCCAACUUGGACUAGUGUUUGUAUUCCAUAUGGCGGGAUGUUCUGGGCGUAAAUCGUCUCGUGUGCAGGCUACAGUUUAAUGGAUACAUUAUAUGGAUGAGAACACUUAUGGUCACUCUGUAUCAUGUCCUCAUGCGGUUGAUCUUACUCAUUCCUGUGAUUACACAUAACUGUGUAAACACACUGGUUUACUCCAAUCAUUCAAAUGUGCAUCACGAGCUUCCUGUAACCGCCCUCAGUCUAUCUCCAACUUUGUGGGGGAAUCAGGGUUCUUCUGUCCGGAGCUUAAAGUCACUGGAUUAUUUCUCAGCUGUGUAACAGUGCAUGACUUCAUCCAUCAUUUUAGUCGGCUGGGUGUGGGUGUGUGGAUGUGUGUGUGUUUAGGUCACCUCCACUGUGCCACUCUGGUCUGGGCUGAGUGAAAGAGCAACAAGCACCUGCAGGGCACCAUCAGUGGCCCAAACCCCAUUACUGCAGUAUGGGCAACUUUUCCAGCAAGGACGGCCAUGGACCCACAGUGGCCCAUGGGGAAAGUUUCCACACUCCCCCUGCUUCUCCGCAGAGUGAUGAGCCUUCUUUCAUACCUGGUGUCCCCCAACUCCUUCACCCUACUUCACCCAAACUACCCCCUGCAGCCCCAACAUCACCUCCACCCCCGGUCCCAGUCCCAGGCCUCACACCUAGCGUGAAGAAAGCACAAUCCAGCACCAACCCUACAACUGCCUGUCCUCGUCCUGAGUGGAGGCCUCAACCAUCAGCCGGCUCACAUAGCACCAGCGUCGGCUAUGGAGUUCACCCCGUUCUCAACAAUCCGGGAAACACUGCUUUUAAAAGACAAGCUUCUCUGGGGAGGAAUGGGGGUCCCCCUACCUCCACCCCUCGGACUCCUGUCUCACAAAGUCGUACUGUUACCGUCAGCCCGACAAAGGCCCCCUCCUCUCAGUGCAGUGCCUCACCUUUGGGGGUCAGCUCUUCGGGAAAGAACUGGAGAGGAAGGGACAGUGGCCUGAGUCAGUCUUUACUGCACGCUCAUGAAGCUGCAGAUAGCCAAGGGGAGGAACUGAGGAGGCUGCUGGAGGAGUGUAGGACAGCUCUCGGUAUCACUGCAAGUCAGGAUGCAACCAACAACACAACAGAGAUACUGAAGCAUCUGCUGGCAGAAGUAAAGAGUCUGAAGAGUACAUUUCAGACAGAACGUGGGGAAUGGCUGCAGUUCCAGGCUGACCUACAGGUGGCGGUGUCUGUGGCAGACCGUCUGAGAGCCGAGGCAGAAGAAGAGCUGACUGCGCUCCGACGGCACACAAGGAUGUGGAGAGGGAGCUGGCAGCUGCCCAGCAGAGACUGAAGGAGGCUGAUGUCCAACUGGUUACCCUGAGAGGGGAGUUAAAGGAGAGCCAGCAGAGUCUGACGUCUCUCACCAAGAGUCUAGGUCAGGAACCAGAGAGGCCCAAUAGACCAACCAAUGAACCAACACACAGCUCUGAAAGCAAAGAAGGGACCCAGAGGGGCAGGGA